Halichondria panicea is the source of this 1828-nucleotide messenger RNA. RefSeq lists its product as uncharacterized. Lineage: Eukaryota; Metazoa; Porifera; Demospongiae; Suberitida; Halichondriidae. The record is from RefSeq and is a predicted model, not a curated record. Gene Ontology annotation, molecular function: protein binding. Bases 38 to 1639 code for a protein of 533 amino acids. The transcript has 10 exons.
AUAUCUUUCAAGUUUUGCACUUCAGUGAACUGACUCUAUGGAGUUUGGAUAUUGUAAGGCAGCAGUCAGCAAGACUCUAACCAUGAUUGCUCUACACGUGGUUUUCCUUUGUGUCUUUGCUGCUGCAGAAGAUGAAGCAAAUGUGAUCAGUUUUCAACCAGAGAGAGACCUAAUACCUGUUGGUCAACCAAUGAGCUAUACCUGCAAGGUUAAGGGUCGUGCGGUAUGGGAGUUUGGUACUUAUUACUACAAUACAGCCUCCAGCGACUUUGUGGGGAAUAGAAGCAAUCUAAAUGAUGGAGUGAACAUCACUGACUUUACUGAUGCAAGUGGCAAUCAUCUCUCCAAAUUAUUUCUUUCUUCGUCCAUUGUACAAAGUCUGAAUGAUACAGACAUGGCCUGUGGUGCAACAACAAGUCUAACCUUAAGACCAACUGAAUACGAGCAGUUUAGAGUUAAAGUUUUCAGUUCCCCCACUUCCCCUGGCAAUGUGAGAGUGGUGUCAGAGAGGCAGAAAGAGGUCACUUUGACGUGGGAACCUUCGUUCCUGCCGUUCAACAUCUCCCCUCAGUACAAGGUGUAUGUAGACGGUGUCGUCGAAGCUACGAUGGAAAAGCCUUCUUUUGUGUUCUCAAGAUCGGAGCACUCGUGUGAUUCUCACCAGAUACAAGUUGAGGCGUACAAUGAAGUUGGCAGUAUCACCUCGGAGCACAUUGAAGUGGUUUUACCUGCAGUUCCUGAGGUGGAUGCACUGAGUGACAGCAUCUCUACCGAUAUUACAAAGAGUGGUGCUCAAGUUCAAGUCACAGUUUCUUUUGACCAAGCCGUGUCAUGUCCGGCUCACCCGGUAACCAACUACACGGUGACGCUCACCUCAAGCAUCUCCACCCCCAUCAUUCGGACAGUGACCACACCCCCUAAAGACAACGUCUCUAUCACAGUGGGGGGUCUGAACGACAACACACUCUACACCUACCAGGUGCACGCUAACAAUGCCAUUGGAAGUGCAGCCUCAGCAGUGAAAACAUUUUACACGACUGAUGUGCUCAGCGGCACUGCCAUGGAGAUGAAUGAAGGUACACUGUUCCUGCGUUGUGAGUUUGUCCCCGGAUCCAACGCACUUGGUUGUCAGAUUAAACUGGAGACCCUCACUCGCCUUGGUAACCUCACUCAUUCCCUCUAUCGUAGCCAACCAGAUGCGGACUCUGUGGACACUGUCAUCAACAUCACUAACCUCUCCUGUUACGACAAGAUGCUCGUGUUUGAUAUAGAGUCCGACAACACCACCGGUAACCUAGGCAUGCCGGGAGAGUUCCAUGUCAGUGGCAACAAGCCGUGUAUCGCUCCUUUAAACACAGAAGGUAACGAUUCUCCAGAUUCUACUAUUGCGGCUAUUUAUGGUGGUGCUGUUGGUGGGAUACUGGUGUUAGUGUGUCUUAUUGGUAUCGUCUUGAUUGCCUUACUCUUACUGAGGAAAAAGCUAUCUAGUGAAGAACAAAUAGCUGCUCCAAUUUACGAGGAAGUAGGUCUUUCAGGAAAUGACAUUCAACUCGAGUCCAAUGAUGCAUAUGGAAAGGCUGUUAGAUGCUCCAAGGGUAUUCAACUACAAUCUAACCAGGCUUAUGAACUAGCUAUAUAGCUCAAUUACAAGCUCAUCAAAGGAUAUGGAUUUUAACCAGACGUAGAAAGUCAUAAUAUAGAACUGUUGUAGUAGCUCGAGAUACUAGUUGAUUCAUACUAUAAUAACUGAACUCAUUGUAGAAUCAAUUGCAAUGAUCAAUGCCAUGCAUGCAUACAGUAUUUGAUAUAAAUAUGGCACUGCAUGCAG